Messenger RNA from Fusarium musae, 1980 nucleotides. RefSeq lists its product as uncharacterized. The transcript is spliced from 7 exons. The record is from RefSeq and is a predicted model, not a curated record. NCBI's taxonomy places the organism in Eukaryota, Fungi, Ascomycota, Sordariomycetes, Hypocreales, Nectriaceae. Gene Ontology annotation, biological process: DNA-templated transcription. Gene Ontology annotation, molecular function: DNA binding; zinc ion binding. Bases 1 to 1980 code for a protein of 659 amino acids.
AUGUCGUCGGUCAAAGCCACAAAGAAGAGCGCUUUCUCUUGUGAGCCAUGCCGUAGACGCAAGGUCAACACAAUCACCGCUUCACCUAUAAUACUAAACCCGACUCUGUCUUACACCCAACGCCUUGAGGAACGCAUCAAAGAAUUGGAAGACCAACUCGCUGCUAUCAAAUCUCCUCCCUCAGUGGCUGCCUCCAAUCAUUCGAGUCCUGGGGUCUGGAACGGCCAUGACUCAAAUCGCCAUGCGGACGAGCAUGCAAUGACGAGGAGCUUCAUGGGUCUCAAGAUCGACGACAAGGGUGGCAUUACUUACCAUGGACCGACUAGUCUCUUCAAUCUUCCCAGUGACCCUCACAAGCAUAAGCCAGACUCGAUAUCAUCCAUUGACUCAGAUGCUCAUAGGAGAGAGCGAUUGGUCAACAAUGCAUGGCAUCAGCGAGCGAUGGAAAACCUGUCUGAUAUUCCAGAACCAUUCCAAUACCUUCUGAACGUACAUUGGUGCUGGAUUCAGCCUCUUUUCAACUUUAUCUAUAGGCCUGCAUUCACUCGUGACAUGCAAUCCAUGGGACCGUACUAUUCUCACACUCUUUUGAAUGCUAUGCUCUCACAUUCCAUCCGCUGGGGUAAAAGUGAUCCCUCCACCAAACAACUGCUGGAUCAGUCUUAUGAUGGAGGAGCAGUCUUUGCAAAACACGCCCGAAGCAUGCUUUUCGACGAACUAAGUAGAGGUGUUUGCACUAUCCCAACUGUUCAGACAUUACUACUUCUCAGUGCAGGGGAGUGUGGCCAUGGCAACACGACACAGGCUUGGAUUUAUAGUGGAAUAGCGUUUCGUCUCAUCGAUCAUUUGGGCAUUUGUGUUGAUGGACAGAGAUAUCCAGGAUCCGUCCAUUUGACUGACGAAGAAGUCGAGAUUCGACAUCGACUUUACUGGAGUUGCUAUUUCUGGGAUAAGAUCAUCAGCCUAUACCUCGGUCGUUCGCCUUCACUGCAACAUACACAGGUGUCUCCGCCCCAGAUCAUCAUGGACGACUCGGCUGAGAAUGAGCUCUGGGUACCCUUCGACUCUCCUCAUGGCUCAGAUUGGAAGUAUCCUCCUGCGACAGCUCACUCAACUUCCUGUUUCAUGAGUGCUUGCCGAUUAUCAGUCAUUUUCAAUGAGAUCCUCAUUCACAUGUAUGAUCCAUUACUGGAGAAUACCGAGGCAGAGAUGCAAGAGUGUCUCCAGACUCAAGACCCUGCCAUGAGACUAUGGUGGGAACAACUCCCUCCUCAUCUCAAGAUCGAGCUCUCCGCCAUGCCUGAGCUGGCACCUCCAUCACACAUUGUCACCAUGAAGCCGAUGCUCAGCUGGCAGGUCUAUCCAGAGGAUGAAGGCCCUCAUCCAAUGCAAAACCAUCUUGUGGAAUGCGUCACAUCUGCGACAUCUAUUAUAGCCAUCUUCGAUCUUUUCUGCAGAACAUUUACCAUCAGCCACUGCGUUCUAUCGCUCUCAUACAGUGUGUAUAUCGCGGCCACAAUUUUCCUCUUGCAGGUUCAAGCUACGCCUGAGGACCAACAAGCAGUUCGCAAGCUGAGCUUCUGCGUACGAGCCUUGCAUCAGGCCAAAACUGUUAAUCCAGUCAUCUCAAGUGCUUUGGAUCUGAUCACCCGAGAGAUGGCGAAUCUUGGGCUUGAUCCAGGAUUUAGUACGCCACAACAACAGCCUCCUCCGCCUAUGCCUCAGCCUAUGCCAGAUGUUCCGAUGCCUACAGACAUACCGAUUACCGAGACUAUUUACCCAGCUUCAUUUGAUAUACCCGCACAGCAAUCACCUUACGAGCCGGAGCAGCUGUUUCAGACGCCGUGGGCCGACAAUAUGAAUCCGAAUGCAAUGGCCGUUGACCGAGGAGUUUUCGAGGCUUUAUCCUCGUUUGAGCCCCUGAGUGUACGGGUGGGCGCUAUCUACGAGUCAGGAAACAACCCUCAGAAUUUCGGUUGA